GAGAGAGACAAAGCUGCCAUUUACUGUAACAUCUACAUGGAUGUGAAGGAGGAGGCAUGUGAGGUUGACAUGGAGGAAAGGACCGUAAAUGUUAAGGAGGAGGAUCGUGAGUGGGAAUAUCUCCAUCCAAAACAGGAGAGUCUGGCCGUUAAAGAUGAGGACUCUGAACUGGGGUCAGCGGGCAUCAAAGAAGAGCCUGAAGAGAUGUCCGUCAGCAGUGAGACACACAACCAUGUAAGCGUGGAGAUUGUCAAGGAAGAGGACCUUCAUGAUGGGUGUCAAGAUGGGCUGGUGACUGAGUUAGUCUCUUCUCAAAGCACACACUGUUCAUCUCCAGAAUCUUCUGCUGCUGUGAAGUCUGAAUCAUUACAGUCUGACACAAAGAGAAAAGAAGAAAUUUCAUCUGGAGCUCUUGAAGAUCAACCAGCAACUACAAAUCAGGGUGGAGAAGGAGACAAACCUUUCCGCUGUUUGGAAUGUGGCAAACAAUUUGGUAACUGGAGAAAUCUUCGGCUACACAGUAGAAUUCAUAUUGGGGCCAAGUCAUAUUACUGUUCUGAGUGUGGCAAAGCAUUCUUGCAUAACAGUAAUUUUCACAGGCACAAAAAAAUUCACACUGGAGAGAAGCCCUAUUGCUGUUUGGAAUGUGGUAAGUGCUUCAGCGACAGUGCGACAUUUCAGAGACACACUAGAAUUCACAGCGGAGAGAAGCCCUAUUGCUGUACUGAAUGUGGGAAGCAAUUCUCUGACAAGAAAACUCUUCAGAGUCAUAGGAGAAUUCACACAGGAGAAAAGCCGCAUUGCUGUUCUGAAUGUGGCAAGCGGUUUUUGCAAAUUAGCAAUCUGCGGAGCCACCAAAGAAUUCAUAUGGGCGAGAAGCCGUAUUGCUGUUCUGAAUGUGGCAAGUGGUUUUCAAAAAAGAGCAGUCUUCAGAGCCACCAACGAAUUCACACAGGAGAGAAGCCUUAUUGCUGUUCUCAAUGUGGCACAGGAUUUCGUUACAGGAGCACUCUUCAGAGACACACUAGAGUUCACACUGGGAAGAAGCCAUUUGGCUGUUCUGAAUGUGGCAAAGAGUUCUGUGAUAAAAGUACUCUUCAGAACCAUACUAAAAUUCACACAGGAGAGAAUUCAUUUUGCUGUUCUGAAUGCGGCAAACAGUUCUGGGACAAGAGUACUCUUCAGAACCACACUAGAAUCCACAUUCAAGAGAAGCCAUUUUGCUGUUCUGAGUGUGGCAAACAAUUCCGACACAGGAGUCAGCUUGAGGUUCAUGUUAGAGUUCACACUGGAGAGAAGUCCUAUUGCUGUUCUCAAUGUGACAAAAAGUUUUCAACAAUUAGCUGUCUUCACAGACACACAAGAAUUCACACUGGAGAAAAGCCAUAUUGCUGUUCUGAAUGUGGCAAACAAUUCCGACAGAGGAGUAAUCUUCAGAACCACACUCGAAUUCACACUGGAGAGAAACCAUUCUCCUGUUCUGAAUGUGGCAAACGAUUCUGUCGAAAGGACUCUCUUCAGAAUCACACUCAGAUUCACACCAGGCAGAAGCUGUUUUGCUGUUCUGAAUGUGGAAAAUCGUUCUGUGACAGGAGUCGUCUUUGGUCGCACAUUAAUAUUCACACCAGAGAGAAGUCCUAUUGCUGUUCCAAAUGUGGCAAACAGUUUCCAAGAAGGAGUGCUCUUCAGAUUCACAAAGUAAUUCACACAGGAGAAAAGCCUUAUUGCUGUCCCGAAUGUGGCAAGCAGUUUUCACAAAAGAGCAUUCUUACAAGACACAAAAAAAUUCACACAGGAGAGAAGCCUUUUGGCUGUUCUGAAUGUGGCAAGCAGUUUUCCCAAAAGAUUAAACUCAAGUUCCACCAAACAAUUCACACGGGUGAAAGGCCAUAUUGCUGUUCUGAAUGUGGCAAGCAGUUUUCACACAAGGGCAAUCUUCUGAGCCACCAAAGGGUCCAUACAGGAGAGAAGCCUUAUUCCUGUUCUGACUGUGGCAAACAAUUUUCAAAAAAGAGCUAUCUUCAGAACCAUCAAAGAAGUCAUAAUGUCCCCACAACAAUGGAGCAGACAAGAUCACACAAGCAUACGGUGAGCGAGAAAAUAAGAGGACUAGAUACAGUCCAGUGAUCAAAUGAAGGUAAAGAGGACGUCACAUACUACAACUUCUACACAACUGGUCAUGAGUUCAGAAGGGUACCCUGGGAGGGCUUAUGCAAAAACACAGUGCAGAAAUGUUAUCUCAAUUUUCAAGUUAGAUAAGAUAACUGAUGCAGAUUUAGGAUACUUUAUUGAAAUAUUUAAAGAACGAAAACAAAUUAGUCCAACGAAAUUAGAACUCCACCAAGGAACAACAAAAGAAAGAAUAACACAGGAAAUGAAGAAAUGAUACUAUCAUGAAAGCAUCGGCAGAGAAUUUGCCUAACAAGGAAUUCCAAAUAGAAGGAUGGAGGUACAGUGGAUUUAUAGUGACAACAAUAGAUUGUACUCAACAGAAAGUGCCAGAAAACCACAAGAGAAGAUCGAGGCAGUGGGUGAAGACGAGGAGCAAUGACAGUACGAGAAACCGUAGAGAGUCACAAAAUGGGGGAAAAAAAAAUGAAAAGGAGAGAAAGUAAAGAACACGUCAAGAGCAGAAAUGACACCAUCAUUAGAGGACAAAGUCAUCUGGGAAAUCAUAAAGAAGAACUCCUGAAUUUAUUCAAAGAACAAGUUUACUGAAAUCAAUAAGAAGAGAGGAGUGACCAAGAAUAUCAAUAAGCCGUAAUGAACGGGAUACUACAAGUAAGGCAUCUGUGAGGAAGCAAAGUACAACACCAGUUCUGAAAAAGUUUGGACAU
Molecule: messenger RNA, 2837 nt
Organism: Erpetoichthys calabaricus (reedfish)
Lineage: Eukaryota; Metazoa; Chordata; Cladistia; Polypteriformes; Polypteridae
Product: oocyte zinc finger protein XlCOF6-like
Exons: 2
Coding region: 37-2127 (696 amino acids)
Source: RefSeq, a predicted model, not a curated record